AUGUCCACUUCCAAGGUCAAUAUCUCCCAGGAGCGUGACCGCGUCAACCAGGACAUCGCUCCCCUCCACCAUCCCUCCUUCAUCCCCGACCCCACCGUCGCCAUCUCCAACCCUCCAUUCUGGCGCAACACGAUUCUGAGGCAAAUCUCGCUUCUCACCUUCGUCCUCUCUUGCCUCCCCGAUGUCGAGUACUUCCGUCGUCUCCUCGCCUGCACCGAACUUCCCAACCUCUGGAAGGCUAUCACCUCCAUUUCCUUCCCGUACUUCUACCAAUUCGCCGGCAUCCGCGACAACCGCACCUCCAAUCCCUACAUCGACGUCUGCAACGGCCUCAUCCACCUUGAGAAGCUCUCACUCACCUUCCACACUGCUGGCCUGACGACUUCUGUCUGGAAGGAAAAGGAUCGGAUCGCCCUCGAGAAUCAGGGCCUAUUGGAAAAGAGCAAGGAACUUCGGGUGAUGCGAGCUUCCGAGGUCAUUGCGCACUACAAGUUGGAGGAUGUGUUCGAGUUGAAGGUACUUUCGGUGUUGGAGUUAAUACUGAUUAAUUCCGAGCUUGUUGGUCACUUUGUGAAGGUUGGCAGUGUCUUGACUCCUCUCAAGGACUUGCAGGAUUAUUUCAAGGAAGGCUUCUCUAGGCAGGGUCGGAAGGUUCAGGUGGACAUGAUCUUGCUCCCGGUGCCUUAUACUGGUUAG
Messenger RNA from Didymosphaeria variabile, 696 nucleotides. RefSeq lists its product as uncharacterized. Bases 1 to 696 code for a protein of 231 amino acids. Lineage: Eukaryota; Fungi; Ascomycota; Dothideomycetes; Pleosporales; Didymosphaeriaceae. The record is from RefSeq and is a predicted model, not a curated record. The transcript has a single exon.